Penicillium egyptiacum is the source of this 2712-nucleotide messenger RNA. The record is from the annotation of a GenBank genome assembly. NCBI's taxonomy places the organism in Eukaryota, Fungi, Ascomycota, Eurotiomycetes, Eurotiales, Aspergillaceae.
AUGGCUGACGAGGCAAACCGGCCUCUGCUAGCUGCGCAGUCGGGCUCCGAGAGUGUGUCCGACGAACAGCCCAGGCCACCAUAUCAAUUAUCAACAGAGUUAUCGCAUGUUUUGCACCGCUCUGAAGAUAAAUUGAAGGUCUAUAAAACCGAGCAAAGAAUAUCACAAUCUCAUUCAGGCGGGGCUACGAUGGUGGAUGCAGCGAACCGGGCUCUGUUGGAUGAGCAGUCCAGCCCUAUUGAACGUCCCCCGGAGAGAACAUCCGCCGACCAGCCUAGGCCAUCAUAUGAAUUAUCAUCAGAAUCAACACCUCUCUUACGCCGCCGGGAUGAUGAAUUGGUCUACGGGACCGAGCAAGGAUUGUCGCGAUCCCCUUCAGUCGCAUCACAGAAUCCGCCCGAGGAUGGCGCUAUCAACAAGCGGGGCCGUGUACCAUGGCCGACGGUCAUCUCUCUCUCUAUUUUAACAAUCAGUGUUUUGACGAUACUGGUACUUGCCUUUGCUGCUCCGGCGGCGGUCAAAGAAUAUGCGCAACACGCCGCUAUCUUCAAACCGACGGCAGUAUCAAUCGAUUCUACAACACCCGACGGCGUUCGAGCCCGGAUUCAGGGCGACUUCGUUAUGGACUCUGGCCGCGUGAAGAACAAGUCGGUUCGUGGGAUUGGUCGGUUGGCAACAUGGAUUGCCAGGGAAGUUGAGACUGGCCCAUCAAAAGUCGAAGUUUAUCUCCCAGAAUAUGGGAAUGUAUUUGUUGGACACGCAACAUUGCCUUCCAUCAAAGUGAACAUCCGUAACGGCCAUCAUACCAAUAUCGACUUCCUCACUGAUCUAGAGGCUGGUGACAUUCGAGGAAUCCACGCAAUAGCUAUUGAUUGGAUUGAGGGAAGAUUGGGCCGCCUUAGUGUUAAGGGCAAGGCGACAUUGAAUCUGAAGUCUGGCUUGUUCGCUUUAGGAACCCAAGUCUUGACAGACAAUAUCAUUAUUGAAGAACAUGACUUCCCUGCUCUACCAACGAUCAAUAUCCUCAAGCUGAAUGUGCAUGAUGCAAAUGGUGGUGGCAUGGCAGUGGAUGUCUUACUGUCGUCUUUGGUUGAUUCUCCCGUCGCUCUCACUGUUCCUGCUCUCGGGUUUGACAUUCUGGUGCCCAACUGUUCACCUGGGGACCCUUACAUUCUGGUCGCAGAAGCGAAGACAAGCGCGAUAGACGUUCAUCCUGGCCAGGAAACUGCAGUCGGAGUUGAUGGUCUCAUCCAACAGCUACCCGAUGAAUUGAUAUCUACCUGCCCAGGACGGGAGGGUUCUCCUCUGGAUCUUUUAGUUUCGAGCUUUAUGCAGGGCCUUGAAACGACAAUCUACAUCCGCGGGUCCGAUGCACCAUCACUCAAUACCCCAGCAUGGAUUGUCGAUCUACUGCGCAGCGUGACUGUGCCUCUUCCAUUUACAGGACAUGCGUUGGACAACCUCGUGAAGAACUUCACGAUGUCCGAUACACAUUUCUCCCUUCCUAACCCUUUCGCGGAGCCAGAUGCUCCAGACUCGCAACCCACAGUGUCUGCUCUAGUGAAGGUCCUCAUUGCUCUGCCAGAGGAGAUGAAUUUCCAAGUAGAAGUCCCGCAGGUUCGUGCCCUUGCAGACGUCUCCUACAAGGAAGAGAAGUUUGGUGUGUUGAACAUUAGCCACUGGCAAGACGCCAACUCCACCUUAGUGGAUGAUCAAAAUGGCUCUUCUGCACUCCUUGUGGAGUUCGCAAUCAAGGAUGCACCAUUAGAAGUCACAGAUGAUGGGCUUUUGACAGAGGUCAUCCAAGCAAUGCUUUUCGGUAGCGAAACAGUGUUGCUGCGGGUUGCUGCCACCGUAGACACCAAGGUCUCAACUGGGUUGGGCAGUUUCGCCUUGCGAGGGAUUCCUGCAGAAGGGAAGGUGCCUGUGAAGAGAAACACGACCGAAUCUUCGAUGUUGGUGUCUACGCUGGCGAACUUUACUAAUCCAACAAAUUACUCGGCUACAGUUCCUUUCGUUGACCUCCUGAUACUCUACAACGACACUGCUGUGGCCCACAUGACCGCUCAGAAUAUCUCGGUUGGGCCCGGAAACAACAGUUACAUACCCAUCGACUUCUCUUGGUGCCCGUUGGACGCAGCUGGAGUAGAUGGGGUUGAAGCCGGUCGGGCGUUGCUUUCAUCCUAUAUAUCAGGCUUCAAUACAACGAUCACCAUCAAAAGCCAUCGAAACACGAUUCCAUCUCUACCAGAUCUGGGCGAAGCAUUAUCUGUCCUCAACAUCACUGUUCCAGUCCCUCGCAUAUCUGUUCCGGGUUCCCCAGACGACGAUGAUAAGGACACAAAGCCCCAUUUUAUCCAAGAUGCAACGUUCUACCUCUGGACCUCCACAGCAGAAUUCACCCUCUCCUCACCCCUAACGGAGAACAAUAUCCUAAUCACCUCAAUCGACGCAACGGCUUUCUAUGAGAAAAACGAGCCAAUCGGCCGAAUCAAUAACCGUGAACCCUUUGAAGUGCCGCCUGGUAUAUCCAAGAGCCCACGUUUGCCAGUCGAUCUUGACAUGGGUGGGGUUGGAUACGACGCUCUGCGCAAGGCACUCGGUCAGUCGUUGGAGAUGGAUGCUGUCGCUAAGGUUGGAGUGAUGAUUGGGAACUACAUGGAUGUCGUUCUCUACCGUGGAAAGGGCAUUGCAGCUAAAGUGAGGAUUUAG